Molecule: messenger RNA, 2898 nt
Organism: Ylistrum balloti
Lineage: Eukaryota; Metazoa; Mollusca; Bivalvia; Pectinida; Pectinidae
Exons: 22
Coding region: 1-2898 (965 amino acids)
Molecular function (GO): protein binding; calcium ion binding
Source: RefSeq, a predicted model, not a curated record
AUGAAAACGGGCAUGAGUUCAAGACAGGAUCGCUUCUCUCCACAUUAUCGCGUGCUGCUUGGCUUGUUGUUUCUUUGUACAACAACAGCGUACGAAGGAGACAUUGGAAAUGGACCAUGGAAAUUAGCGUUGAAAGUCCCUACUGGAGUAACAGCUCCUGGUUAUUCAAGUAUAGAAUCCCUUUGGGCAUCGAGUAAUACACUGAAUGACAACGACAUUGGAGCCAUGAACGACUUCAGUGCGGGCGGCAAUGCUAAGGUCUACAAGGGAGCUAUUUCUAAUGACUGGGGUACAAAAACAGCUGUCUCGCACGUAUAUUUUGAAAAUUUGCUUUCGUUUUCACAGGUGAAGAUUUCAGCCUUCAAGGAUGGUAUUGAGAAAGCUUAUGUAGUCUUUGACGCUUUUGGCAAAACAAAAACUACGUUCAUGGACUGUGGCAAGAUUGUUCACUCAUCCUGGUCAGAUCUAAAGGGCAACAGUUUCAACUACUGCAAUAUACCAGGACAUGACAGCAUCGCCCGAACGUUUUUCAUCAAUAGAAGUUAUGCUGGAUGUAACAAUGACUACGGUUGGUUCAUUCUAAAAGACUACGACAAAACCGGUGGCUGUAGCAACUGGGAUACCGCCAAUGGAAACCCGAAAGUCAUGUACUCCGCAGAUUCCACGUACAUCAACUGGGCUUUCGGAAACAGACAGACAGGAGAUUCCUUUGCUAUUUUCGUUCUUGAAUGGAAGAUGGUAUUCAAGGGCGUUGAUGGAGUUGAACCCGCAGCUGGGUCAUUGUUAAGUCUGUGGUCUGGCUCUACCACCGAGCACGGAAAUGAUGUCAGUGCCAUCACUGUAACCAAGGCUCCAAGUAAAACCUACAAAUCUGCCGUGGUGGAGAAAUGGUCUGAACAACUUGUUGACCAAGUACGUUACUCCUACUUCACAAGUGGGACUGAGGUAGCCUAUACCGUAUUUAACGGUCGUGGAUCAGACAAGAAAUCGUGGUUUUCAAAUGACAACAUCAUCUACUCCAAAUACACCGACAUUAAAAGCAAGACCAAGGUCGCUUGUUCCAUUGACGGUGACAGUACUCGUAAAUUCACCAUUCAUCACCGAUACGACGGCUGCCCUAAUGAUGAAAUUUGGAUGCAAAUUUUGGAUGAUCGUGGUGGCCCCGCCCCCUGCUCGUGGGAUAAGAACGUCAGAACGCGACCUUAUUUCCUCUACAGCGCGGGAACUACAGUCGUCAGAGCUGAAUCAGGAGGACAAUGGAACAGUGGUGGUUACCCAGCAGCUGAAACCUUGGGUAUCUUCAUCACAGGCUGGACACCAGUGAUGAAGUUGGCACACGGUCAAGGUGUGGGAGGAGCCGUCGAUGUCCGAGACUUAUGGAAAGGCACUUACACAGUGAACGAGGGAGAUGCAAACGCUAUGUCGAUAGCAGCUGGAACAAAGGCGUACAAGUCUUCCAUCGUAGACAAAUGGUCUGAUUACUACAUCAGUGCAGUUCGAAUAUCCUUUAUAACCGGUGGUAAAGAGAAAGCUUUCGCUGUAUUUGAUGCUCAUGGUGCCGACAAAAACAGCUGGUUCACAAAAGCCAGGGUUCUGUAUUCGUCUUGGAAUGAUCUUGGUCCAACCUCGACAACGAACUAUGAUUCUAUUGAUGGACAUCAGCCACACGGACGAAACUUUUACAUGAACCGAAACUAUGGUGGCUGUCAAAAUGACGCAGGCUGGUUUAUAGUGUCCGAAGCACAAAGUUACGGAUGCAGCUGGGAAAAAAAGACCAGUGUCAAACCGUAUUACUUGUAUAGCGAUGCUUCAGGAUACGAGAAAUCUGAUAAUCAAGCUAUCGCUGAGGUGUUUGUCAUCUCCGUUUCGAUGGACAUGUGUAACCCAAAUCGUUGUGGAAAUGGCGCUACAUGUAUUGAUCUUGGAGCUACAUAUGAGUGCGCAUGUAGCGGAAACUACUUCGGAACACACUGUGAAAACUUAAAUGGCGGAUUUUCAAGCUGGAGUUCAUAUGGAGCGUGUACGAGAACAUGCGGAGCUGGAACUAAGACCAGAACGAGGACAUGUAACAAUCCAGCACCGGUCGGAAGUGGAGCUGCCUGUUCCGGAAGUACAACUGAAACCACUUCCUGUACCAUUGCGUCAUGCGCAAUCGAUGGCGGUUGGUCCUCUUGGAGUUCAUGGGGAACCUGUACUACAACGUGUGGUGGAGGAACACAAGAGAAAACCAGGUCAUGUACCAAUCCUGCUCGACAAUAUGGCGGUGCUGACUGUGCCUUCAAUCCGUCUACAGCCACAGCCAGUCAGACGUGUAACACACAUCAUUGUCCAAUUGACGGAGGAUGGACUGCAUGGAAUAGCUGGAGCACAUGUACAGUGACUUGUGGUGGUGGUUCCCAAGAGAGAUCUCGUACUUGUACAAACCCGACCAAACAGUAUGGAGGAGCUGACUGUCCAAAUCUUAACACCGGAGCUAUCGAAACAUGUAACACACAAGUCUGCAUAAUUGACGGUGCAUGGGGUUCAUGGUCAGCCUACGGAACUUGUACCAAAACCUGUGGAACUGGUGUCUAUUCGAGGUCAAGAAUAUGUGACAGCCCUCUUCCAGCCAAUGGUGGAAAUCCCUGCAGUGGACCGUCUAGCGAGUUUUCCGACUGUAAUACGAAUGCGUGUCCUGUAGCCCAGGCUGGAGUAUACCAACAGUUUUGUCCAUCGAACUGGUUCACGUGUGAAUCUGGGGCUAUGACCUGUAUCAUGUUAAGUAUGAAGUGUGAUUGUUCGAAUGACUGCGACGACGGAAGUGACGAAACUGUAGGGUAUGCCGGAUGUGACGAAGAACUGAUGGCCAUGUGCGAGUCUGGUGCAGUCGCCUACCAGGCUUCAAACUUAAAGGCCUGA